This is a messenger RNA of Cladocopium goreaui, 2715 nucleotides long. NCBI's taxonomy places the organism in Eukaryota, Dinophyceae, Suessiales, Symbiodiniaceae. The record is from the annotation of a GenBank genome assembly.
AUGGAAACGACGCUAUCGACUGACACAGCCUUGUACCAUGGGCGUGCCUGCAGUGUCUGGUCGAUUUCGGCCAAAGACGCCUUCGUCUACGAGGUCAAGCAGGGCUUCGACUACUUUGUCGUUGCACUUGCUGAUGGAGGCCACGUCAGUGCCGAUGACGAGACCCGUCUGCCGCGUCUGCAGGAGCAAGACGUGCUGUGGAUGCCCUUCGAAGGUCGCUGUAGGAUCGAAGGAGCCACGGCGUUGCUGGUGGAGAUUCCCCACGGUACCAGGGAGCCCACAAAGCCCUUGAUGGCGACUUCGACCGUUUCGGGAGAGGUGGGCACGAAGAUGCUCCUCAACAACGAUGUGGUGAACGUUUGGGACUUCCGCAUUGCCGCGGGGCAGCAGUGCCAUUUGCACCAACACCUUCUGGACUACUUCUUCGUGAACCUAAAACCAAGCCAGACGCAGGCCCUGGAUGAAGCCAAUCAGCUGCGGGGAGCGCCACAAUUUCAGGAAGCCAUGCAGCUGACGUAUGUGGAACUGGCAAGUCCUGCUGUUCACGCCGUACUCAACGUUGGCACGGAAGAGCUCAAACAGAUCAUUGUUGAGCUCAAACCAAAGGCAUGUGCUGAUGCCAAAGAGGCCAAACAGACGUUGGAGCGACAGAAGUUGAGACAGGCCAGGUCAUUUGAUGCUCCGGCUCCCAUGCAGAAGCGCAACAGGCGCUCGUCCAACCUGGAGGAUGGAGAGGUUCGGAGCCGUACCUGGAAGCAAAACGUCUUCAAAAAGCUCUCCAAGGGUGCCGGGACAAGCGGAACGGAGGCAGCGGGUCUCAUUUCGCAGCUGCGCUUCCACUAUAAACUCAACAGCAAGGAGUACGCGCUGCUCAUCUCCUUUUUGUCGCAACGCAGCGUGUGGAGCAGUGCAUUGCACCUCUUCUCCGAGAUGCGGGAGGUUAGUUUGCAGCAAGAUGAGAUGGCCUACACCAGCGUCAUCAGCGGCUGUCGCCCUGCCAGGCGCUGGCAGCAUGCCCUGGAGCUCUUUGCUGAGAUGCAAGAGAACGAGGUUGUGCCAAGCGUGUCCACCAUGAACGCCCUAAUCUCCACCUGUGGACAGGCCGGCAGCUGGCGCGCCGUGCUGAGCAUUUUCGAGAACAUGACGACCAUGUAUGCGAUUCGCCCUGACGGGAUCUCCCUGAAUGGUGUCAUCGAAGCGGCGGCCCUUGGGCAGCAAUGGCUUUUGGCCUUACGGCUUCUGGUGGCAAUCCCAGAGCCCCAGGCGUUCCAUUUCAAUCAAGCGCUGCGCGCCUGCGAGAGGUCAAGUUGCUGGGAGCAGUGUAUCCAACUCCUGCAGGAUCUGCGCAGGCUUCGCAAAGCACCAUCGAUGCUGCAGUACCAUUCCAGCAUUUCUGCCAUGGGUCAUGAGAGCCAGUGGAGUUUGGCAUGCCAUUUGCUGGGCGAGGCUGAACGAGGUGGAAUGGCUGCGCGGCCAGAAACCAUCGAGGCGGUGCUGAAUGCUUGCCUCCUAGCGAGGCGACCGCAACUUGCUUGGAGCCUUUUGCCCAAGGCCCUCGCGCGAGGUCUCACCCCCGAUCCUUCAGACUUGGUCAGCUCGUUGUACCAUGGCAUCACCUGGCAGGAGGUCCUCCGGCUCCUGGACGACACCAGCCAUCCCUGGCUGCAGGCAUCGCUGGUGCCGGCGCUUGAGGCAGCCCCUCGAGCGCUCCUUGGUGGCGGUUGGCUCAUGGGCCCGGAAGCUGGACAGCUGGGACAGCUGGACCCCUCUGGCGCUGACGGCCGUCUCUUGGGUCACGUUGCCUGGCAGAUCACGCUAGGUGUCUUCGUACUCUCCAUGGCGUGGGCGCGCAGGAUGCAGGCCCAAAGGCUGCUAGGCUACUUUCUUCUGGCUGCCCUGCUGUUGGCCGUGCCCUUUGGCGAGUCCGUGGCGGAAUCCUUCACUGACGAGUUCUUUCGUCUGAAGGGAGGUGCCACUUAUCGCCUGGCUGCUUCAACACCAGGUACUUCGGUCCUGGACGCCACAAUGCUUCACUUCGAGCACGAUGACUACGUGAAUGUGUCCAAAGGCGUUGGCUUUCAGAAGGCGAAGCAUCUCUAUUGCGUGGCACCUGUAUUGAGUCAAAAAGAUCAACGUGCCGUAAGCUUCUGGGUCGUGGGCUACGACUGCUGCGACAAGCGAGGGGCUUUCCACUGCCUUGGCGCGCAGGACAUCACCAUUCGCGCCGGCGUGGUGCUGCGGGAUCGCUCUGGCGUCUUCACCCAAGCUGCACGCAUGGCGCAAUCGGUGCACGACUUGCAGAUUCUCACGAAGCACGAGAUCCUUUUGCUCGCCUGGAUGAAGGAUCCAGAGAUGUACAUGCAGCACCUGCUGGCCAGAUUCUCCAAACCCCCGGCCCUGCAGUGCCCUGACCUAUGCGGCCAUGUGCAGCGCUGGGUGGCUGCUGGUGAGAUUUUCUCGGCCAAUCCACGAGAUUCCCGGGAUUCCGAGGUGGAAGGUGCAUCCAUCAACCAGACGAUGACGAUUGAGUACCCCCCAAAAAAACGCGACUGGCAGCGGGCUUGCGACGGACAAGCGGAGGAUGAUGAUGACGUGCAAUUUGACCAGCACCAUGAAUGUGAUUUCCGUUCAGAUGCAGCACCAUAUCCACCUGUGCCUCGCCUCAAAGCCAUUGAGGUCAGCAGGGAGCUUUGGGAUCAAGCCAUCAAAGACUAA